CCGGAAACACGUUUCAAACGCAGCAGUGAGCUGUCUGUCCGGAGAUGAGCGCACACCGGUGCCGGCUGCAGGCGUGCAGACUGAACCGUUUAUCACCGUUCACUGAACUCGGUCUUUGUCAUGUUUAAAACCCGGAAUACUCUUCUAACUGUGUGACUGAUUUUAACCGUGAAGAUGUUGACAGACAUGACUGUAGAGGAAGAAUUUGAGAUCAAGGAGGAGGAACCGUGGUACGACAAGCGAGACCUUGAACAUGACCUGCAGCUGGCAGCCGAGCUUGGUAAGACUCUUCUGGAGCGAAACAGGGAGCUGGAGCAAGGGCUGCAGCAGAUGUACUCCACCAACAGGGAACAACUCCAGGAGAUUGAGUAUCUGACGAAGCAGGUGGAUCUUCUCAGGCAGGUCAAUGACCAGCAUGCUAAAGUGUACGAACAGCUAGACAUGUCGGCCCGAGAGCUGGAGCAGAGCAAUCACAAACUGGUUGUGGAUCACAGGACGGCCCAGCAGAAGAUCCAGGGGCUGACAGAAACAGUGGAGCAGCUGCAGACGCAGGUGGAGGAGCUGCAACAUCAGGUGGAAGAGAUGAAGUUGAGUCCAUCUCAGCCUCAGAAGUGGCCCCCUCGCAGCGCUCAGAGUGUGUCCUGUCUGAAAGAGCUGCAAAACACACUCAGGUUCAACUAUGACGCCGACAAACCCUCAGACGGCCUUGAGUGCUCCACCAUGUCGUGGCAUGAGGAGGAGCAGGCGUCACUACGACAGUCCCUCCGCACCCUCCAGACUCAGUUUGCCGGGGAGCGCGCUCGGAGGGAACAGUCGGAGCGAGAGGCCGAGCUGCUCGCCGGUGAAAAUGCAGCGCUGGAGCAGCAGCUGGCCGGGAUGGAGCAGUGCCAGGCCAGAGUGGCUGAGCUGGAGCGGGAGGCUGAGGAGCUUCGUCAGCUCUGGAAAUCCGAGUCCUCCCCAAGAUCCACCAGGCCGGACGACAUCCACAGCCUGCUGCCUAACUCCAUGUUCCUCAACCCGGAGGAGGAGAGUGAAGGGGACGCAGCUGCAGCCAGAAGCCCCUGGGUCCUGAAGCGCUGGGACAGUGAGCGGCUUAUGAAGGCAACGCAGUUGCCCGACUCUCCCGACAGCAUCUAUGACCAUGAGUGCUCCUGUGUGCGUCGAGCCGAGGUGGUGAAAUAUCGCGGGAUCUCGCUGCUCAACGAGGUCGACGCCCAGUACAGUGCCUUGCAAGUGAAGUACGACGAGCUGCUGCAGCGCUGCCAUCUGGGGCUGCAGGAGGAGGAGCAGGAUGGGCAGAACCACAAGUCGGUCCAGGCGGCAUCCCUCGCUGCCGCUUGUCCUGCUCUCACAGACAUGGAGGACUUUGAGGACGACUUUCACCAGCCAGAGUACAAGGAACUUUUUAGGGAAAUUUUCUCCCGCAUUCAGAAAACCAAAGAAGACCUGAUUCAAAACAGAGGGAGACCCUCAGCUGGUGAAGCGCUGCCUGUUUUGCUUUAGUUGCUUCCAAAGACAAGAAACAAAAAGAUCUGCUGCAAGAUGAAGUAUUGUCUUUCAGUUGCAAAGCGACUCUUUGGAAAGACUUCUACAGCAGCACACGAAGCUAACUAACUCCACACAUCACUGUAUGUUAUUUGCCCCAGAAAUGGUGAUCGGUUAAGAGAUUAGAGUGAUGCAGGAACAAGAAGGCCUAACACCACCAGCUCAUGUCUCAGAUGUGGCUCACUUUGCACAGAAACACCAGUGCCUAACUCUGCCGUCUCUACUGUACAAUCACUCUACCUCACUUUGCACAGCCCUGCUCACAAACAAGCUCCCGAGGAAAUCAUUUCUGGGUAUUCUUUUCGUAAGCUGUAUCGGUAACACUUUAUUUUAGGGCUCCCAUAAUUUCCUAGAAAGAAAUUGACAGUUUAAUGUAAAUUCACAGAAAGGUUCCUGGUAAAGACGCAGACAUAGACUUGGUACUGAUUUUAGAGAAAACGGGGAAUGUGUUCAGUAACUACACUUCCAAUUAAACACUAUCAAAAUAAUAGCUUAAAAUAUCUUUUAGUCAGUGCAGAGCAGGUCAGCUGAACAUGGGGAAAUUUGUCUAAAUUUAAUUGUAUACAAUUAUUUAACAAUUUAAUAUCAAGUAAGUUCCUCUGUUUAGGACUGCAACUAAGGAUAUUUUCCAUUACCGAUUAAUCAGUUUUUUUUUAGUUUAGUACAAAAAAAGCACAACUUCCGAGAUUUCAAGCAACCUCUUCCAACAUCUUGUUUUGUCCAAGCAACAAAACCCAAACAUACAUUUAAUUUACAAAGAAGAUGAAGAAAAACCAGCAAAAUGUCACAUUUGAAAGCUUUUUUAGCAUUUUAAGACAAAAACAUUUCUUAAAUGAUUAAUCGAAUAUCCAGAUUUAUUUUGUUGAUCAGCUAAUCACCUAAAUUAACCAAUUGUUUCCACUCUCGUUGCUUGUGUAACCUAAAAAUUCAUAGUCAGUAAAACUGGAUCUAAGUUCAAUUGUAUAUAUUUAUGAUAAUUCAACAUAAAUGUAGAAUUGAGUUUCUUUAUUCCAAACCUGCAAUAACAUAAUAAUGACAG
Molecule: messenger RNA, 2584 nt
Organism: Micropterus dolomieu (smallmouth bass)
Lineage: Eukaryota; Metazoa; Chordata; Actinopteri; Centrarchiformes; Centrarchidae
Product: cerebellar degeneration-related protein 2-like
Exons: 6
Coding region: 175-1503 (442 amino acids)
Source: RefSeq, a predicted model, not a curated record